Messenger RNA from Acaromyces ingoldii, 622 nucleotides. RefSeq names its product mitochondrial fission 1 protein. Gene Ontology annotation, biological process: mitochondrial fission; autophagy of mitochondrion; peroxisome fission. The transcript is spliced from 3 exons. Lineage: Eukaryota; Fungi; Basidiomycota; Exobasidiomycetes; Exobasidiales; Cryptobasidiaceae. Gene Ontology annotation, cellular component: mitochondrial outer membrane; peroxisomal membrane. Gene Ontology annotation, molecular function: protein binding. The coding region runs from base 1 to 462 and encodes 153 amino acids. The record is from RefSeq and is a predicted model, not a curated record.
AUGUCGCUGCCGUACGCCAUCGACGCCGAGCAGCCCCUCACAGCGUCGGAGCUCGACGUGCUGCGUGGGCAGUACGAGCGCGAGCUGAACCAGGGCCACGCGAGCACCCAGACCAAGUUCAACUAUGCCUGGGGCCUCGUCAAGAGCAAGCGGCGCGAGGACAUGGCGCUGGGCGUCGAUCUCCUCACUGAAAUCUACCGGAGCGAUCCGCCGAGGAGGCGCGAGUGCCUGUACUACCUCUCGCUGGGCCACUACAAGAUGGGCAACUUCGAAGAGGCCAAGCGCUUCAAUGCUCUGCUGAUGGAACGGGAGCCGCACAACCAGCAGGCGCAGAGCCUCAAUGCGCUCAUCGAAAAGGGUGUGGCGCGGGAGGGCUACAUCGGCAUGGCCCUCAUGGGUGGCGCAGCCGCCGUUGGAGGCGUCCUCAUUGCUGGACUUUUGAGAAGGGGAGGCAGGCGGUAGACGAGGUCAUCCCUGCCGCGCUCGCUUGCGCGUACACUGCAUCGUCCCCGAGAGAGAGAAGAGAGAAGAGAAAAACAUGUAGUAUUACAGUAGUGGGUUGUGGCGCACAAGCAACGCGGCAUAGCUGGGCCCUCUCUAAUGCACCGAAUUGCUGUUUGAG